Penicillium cataractarum is the source of this 2559-nucleotide messenger RNA. Its product is annotated as putative plasma membrane phosphate transporter Pho87. The transcript has 3 exons. The record is from RefSeq and is a predicted model, not a curated record. Gene Ontology annotation, molecular function: phosphate transmembrane transporter activity. Lineage: Eukaryota; Fungi; Ascomycota; Eurotiomycetes; Eurotiales; Aspergillaceae. Gene Ontology annotation, biological process: phosphate ion transport; polyphosphate metabolic process; monoatomic anion transmembrane transport. Gene Ontology annotation, cellular component: membrane. Bases 1 to 2559 code for a protein of 852 amino acids.
AUGGAUGUCGUGGAUGUCGAUGUGUGGGGUGCCCCAGUCCUAGUUCAGGUUGCUAACCUUGUGCUUUUGCUGUUUAGGAUAUACACACUUGAGAAGCAAGUCAACCGUCCCGAUGGUCAAUCCGGUGCAGAUGUCGAGUCCGCUCCGCUGCUGGGCAGUUCUCAGGUGAACAACCCAGAUGGGAUAUUCAAGCGCGCCCUAGACACGGAGUUGGACAAGAUCUGUACCUUCUAUCAGCAGAAGCAGGCUGAAAUCUUUCAAAAUACGGAUGAGCUGAUCCACGAGGCCAUGGGUUAUCUGUCAGAGACCGAUGGGGUCAACAUGGACCCAGUCAGCGAGACUAUUAUCAAGGCCAGGACUUUGAGCUCGAGCUCGCGGCGAGGCACAGGAAGUGUCUUCCGCAAUUAUGGAAAUGGCCAGCGCCGCCGCUCCAGCGUUAUGAGUGAAGACGACGUAGAUAGCGACGAUGAGCAUGCCGCCCCGGCAGCUCUCGGCCUCCGCCAACGGACGUCUACUGAUGGCGAGUCUACGACCGAUGACCCCCACGCGGGCGACAUGGCAGACUCCACGUUCUUUGGCCAGGCAAGUGGUCGCUUACGCCGAGACUCUGAACUUAGUGACCAGGCUUUCCUGGCUCUGUACAAUGCAGGCGUAUCGCUCAAGAAGCGUCUAAUCGAGUCAUAUGUCUCCCUCUGCGAGCUGAGAUCCUUCAUUGAGUUGAACAGGACCGGCUUCUCCAAAGCGCUGAAGAAGUACGACAAGACCUUGUUCCGCAACAUGCGCCGAGACUACCUGGCCACUGUGGUACACCCAGCUGUCCCGUUCACCGAUCUCACCAUGGCUGCUGUGGACAACCACAUCGAAAAGGUCGAGGGCAUGUACGCAGAUAUCGUCACCAAGGGAAACCGUGAGCUUGCUACCCGCGAGUUGCGCCUACACCUGCGUGAGCAUGUGGUCUGGGAGCGAAACACGGUCUGGCGUGAGAUGAUCGAGAUUGAACGCCGUGCCCAAGCUGCCAAUGUAGGUAUCCGUCGAACUCUUCUGGGAGGUGAUGAAGACCCGGCCACUGCUCGACGCCAAGGUGAUAAGCAGGAGAUUCGCACCCAAGAAUUUUCUACUCCCCUAGGUCGGAUUCACUUCCCCUUGUGGCUGUGCAGCUUGAGUUUUGGCACAUUGGUGUUCAGUCUUGCUGUCUUCGGAGCUAUGCUCUCGGUGCCAAUCAUGGAGUCCGUCGAGCAGCAAAACUGUUUAGCGAUGCUCGUGCUAGUCAGCAUCCUGUGGGCAACUGAAGCCAUCCCGCUUUUCGUUACUUCGCUGUUGAUCCCAUUCCUAGUCGUCGUCCUGGGUAUUAUGCGAUCCGAUGAUAAACCUCACAAGCGACUAGGUCCGAAAGAGGCCACCAGCAUGGUCUUUGCAUCAAUGUGGACUCCGGUGAUCAUGCUGCUACUCGGUGGUUUCACCAUUGCCGCAGCGCUCUCCAAAUACGACAUUGCCCGACGUAUGGCCAUGUUCGUCCUCAGCAAGGCCGGGUCGAAGCCAAAGGUUGUCCUGCUCACAAACAUGUUUGUGAGCAUGUUCUUGAGUAUGUGGAUUAGUAACGUUGCUUCUCCUGUGCUCUGCUACUCGAUCAUUCAGCCUUUGCUCCGUAACCUGUCCCCCGAUUCCGAUUUUGCCAAGGCGCUUGUCUUGGGCAUUGCGUUGGCGGCCAAUGUUGGCGGUGCUGCAUCUCCAAUUGCAUCCCCGCAGAACAUCAUCGCUUUGCAGAACAUGUAUCCUAGCAUCAGCUGGGGAACUUGGUUCUUCAUCUCGCUGCCCGUCUGCAUUAUAUCAAUUUUCAUGAUUUGGGGUCUUCUGUUGGUUACCUUCAACCCCGGCCGCAACGCCACUGUGAUCCCCAUUCGCCCUGUCAAGGAUCGCUUCACUGGCAUUCAAUACUUUAUCAGUGCCGUCACUUUGCUGACCAUCGCUCUUUGGUGUGCGAGCCAUCAACUCGAACAUGUCUUUGGCGAUAUGGGUGUGAUUGCAAUCAUCCCGUUGGUCUUGUUCUUUGGAACCGGAAUCCUCAACAAGGAGGAUUUCAACAAUUUCCUGUGGACUAUUAUUAUUCUCGCCGCUGGCGGUCUAUGCCUCGGCAAAGCCGUCACUUCGUCCGGCUUACUGCACACCAUUGCCUCUGGCAUCACUGCCAAGGUCGAGCAUCUCAGCCUUUAUAGUGUGCUUCUCGUCUUCUCGGCAUUGAUCCUCGUCAUGGCUACUUUCAUUUCGCACACUGUUGCCGCCUUGAUUAUACUCCCUCUCGUUCGCCAGAUCGGCGUCGGCAUGGAGAACCCUCACCCCAAUUUGCUUGUCAUGGCCAGCGCCCUGAUGUGCUCUGUCGCUAUGGCCUUGCCCACGAGCGGUUUCCCUAACAUGACUGCGAUCAUGACCGAAGUCCCCCAGACCGGUCAGCGCUACCUCCAGGUCCGCCACUUCCUUACCCGGGGUAUCCCGUCGAGUUUGAUGGCCUUUGUGGUGAUUGUAACCAUCGGCUAUGGACUUAUGUAUAUUGCGGGUCUGUAG